AUCGUAUUUUAUAUUUUAUUAUAUUAAUUCGAUAUGUACAUCAUGUGCUAUUCCUCUUGAGAGGGAUACCUGUUUUGAAAAUACUAUUCAUUGGUAAACUAUUAAAGAUUUUUUUCAUUUUUUCAUGAAGUAACAAAAGUGAUAAAAAUAUACGUUUAGUUCUGUUGAAAACUGUUGUGAUUUUUGUUACCAUAUCUUUACAUAUACGAAUUCUCCAGUAAAAGAUGAGCAAAAGUAAAAAAAGAAUCAUUUAAAUUCUAAAUCAUUCAAUGUAAGUUGAAGGCCUUUCUUCUAAGUGUUAUGCAAAGAGCGCGCAUAUAUGUAACUGACCCGUCGAUUAGGUAUUAAAAACCUGUAUCCACCUGUUGGACGCGUAUCAUAUUACCGUUGUGUAUCAGUGUUACAAUAUGAUGUCCGUGUUGCGCGUCAAAAUUCGAUACAAAGAUACGCAAUGAAAAUAAUUGGUCAUUUGUUAAUUAGUUAUUUUACUGUAUAUCAAAGAAAUGAUGUGAUAUUUAGUUUAAAUGAAAAAUUUGUUUUAUUAUACAGUUGUUCGUUUAUUUCUACUAUUGAAAGACAAGAAAAACAUAAGACGCAAACUACAUUAUGCUUAUCCUUACAAGAGUAAAAAGAUACAUUGAUUGGCGAUCUACGUAUAAAAAUUAACAGAGUGAUACGUUGUACCGUGUCAUUGGAUAGUACAUAAUGGUGAUAUGAUACGCGUAUAGGUAACAGGUCGAUACUCGCCUAUAGGUUGACUUCACACAGGGAUAUAUGUAUCACGAUACGCGUAUCUCUGUGUGAAAUCGGCCUUAGAUUGGAAAUGUUUCAUGUUUCACUAUACCGUUGCUCGUUCAUUUCUCCCGUGGACGCCCGAUUGUUCGGAUCUCCUCUGCAAGUACAAAAGCUCGCACACAGUGUGCGUGUAGGAACUUUUACUAAUUGAAGAUUAUCUUCCACGAUAAAAUGGAGUUUAGUAAGAAAGAGACACUCGAGUUUAUAGAACUGUAUCGUAAAAAGAGUUUGCUUUGGGAUCUGAAAAAUCCAAAUCACUAUAAUAAAAUGCGGAAAGAAGAUGCAUGGCAUGAGAUUGCACAGGAGAUGAAAAAAUCGGUGCAUCAAUGCAAAAAGAAAAUGGAAUAUCUUUUAGCAGCCCUCAGAAGGGAGAAAAUGAAAAUGAGGAAAAGCAUCCGUGCUGGGAAAGGAACGCAGGAAGUUUAUAAAAGUUCUUGGUUUGCCUUCGAAAGUAUGAGAUUCAUAUGGGACAGAAAGCCUAGACGUACAAUGAGCACGGCUACAAACGAACAAGCGGAUGAAUCAACCGAAAUUUUAGUAAAGGGUGAAAAAAUAAAUUCUUCUGUCGCAAAAUUACAGAAUAAAAGCCCUGAUCCCGGCACGGAUAAUUUACAAUACCCUCAGUCACAAUGCUCUCAGCUAUGCAAAAAAAGACUGAAUCCAUCGGUAGACCAACGUCUCAAUAAAGCCUUUAGAAUUUUAACGACCUCGGCUCAUCAACUAAACGACGAAAGUUAUCAUUUUGGAAAUUUGGUAGCUUCAAAAUUGCGCAGCUACGACAAAAAUAUACGUCAUAUCAUUCAAAGCGAUAUCAUGGAGAUAUUUACGAAAGCUAAUCGAGGCUAUUACAGUAAUUUCAAUAAUCACUCGAAUUACGUUUUUCAAAGAUCAUCCACCGCUCAUCCAGAUAAUCCAACCACAUCUGAAACUGCCACAUUCUGCAGUUCUCAAACUUCAAAUAUUCAUACUCCAGAAAUUCAAACGUCACUGUCUUCCCCAAAUGAAUCGUCGUCGACGUCUGACGAUUUUCCCAUUUAAGAUUUCAUUUAUAAGAUUUAAGAAAAUUUUCGA
Molecule: messenger RNA, 1866 nt
Organism: Frieseomelitta varia
Lineage: Eukaryota; Metazoa; Arthropoda; Insecta; Hymenoptera; Apidae
Exons: 5
Coding region: 967-1833 (288 amino acids)
Source: RefSeq, a predicted model, not a curated record